Messenger RNA from Phodopus roborovskii (desert hamster), 452 nucleotides. RefSeq names its product matrix metalloproteinase-23-like. NCBI's taxonomy places the organism in Eukaryota, Metazoa, Chordata, Mammalia, Rodentia, Cricetidae. The record is from RefSeq and is a predicted model, not a curated record. Bases 39 to 452 code for a protein of 137 amino acids. The transcript is spliced from 4 exons.
UUGUGCCUUCUGUCUGCGCUGGUGUUGCUUGAGUGGCCAUGGGCUCCAGCAGAGACCGCCUGGAGUGCAGCGGCUGCCUGGACCGGCUAUCUGGGUGUACAUCCUGGGCAAGAAAGGGAUUUUGUGACACGCACCAGAGGCUCAUGAAGAGGCUAUGCCCCAGAAGCUGUGACUUCUGCUACGAAUUCCCAUUCCCCACUGUGGCCACCACCACACCACCCACCAGAAUGAAAACCAGGUUGGUGAAAGAGGGUAGGAACAUGACCUUCCACUGCGGGCAGAAGAUCCUACACAAGAAAGGCAAAGUAUACUGGUACAAGGACCAGGAGCCCCUGGAAUUCUCCUACCCUGGCUAUCUGGCCCUGGGUGAGGCACAGCUGAGCAUCAUUGCCAACACAAUCAACGAAGGCAAUCAGACACCCCAAAACCUCCUUUCCAGAAGAAAAAUGUGA